AUGGAAAAAUCAAGUGGUGCAGGCUCCUUCACCAGACGUGUUGUGUUGCUGAAGGACAGUGAUUGUGUUAAGCACAAUGGCAAAAUAAUCAUGCCAACAACCAUAGACAUGGCAAAAAUUAAAAAGCCACACACUGGACAGUAUAACAAAAAAGUUCUAUUUUCUAAAAGUAUGUCUGAGGAAGUGGUGAGGCAAACACUCCAGAAAGCAUUUCCUUUGUUCAACCUAACUGGAAGGUAAUGAUAAACAAUUUUUUUAUUAUUUUAUUUUUUAACUGUUAAUUCAGUUGUUGUUUCAGCGGGACAUACACUGAUAACUGAAUUCAAUUAUGACUGAUUAGUGGUUGACCUGUUUAAAUUGUUGAAGGAAAUUCUUUGAUUUGAUUAAUUUCUUAUUAUACAUAUACUGUAGAAAUUGAUGUGGUACUGGAUGUUAAAAUUCUUUGAGACGAGAAAAUUUAAUGUGGUUGAGAUUAGUGAAUGUCUAAUUUUUUACUUGAGACAACAAAUUUUUUCAAGUCAGUAAAACCAAAAGUUAUAUGUUUAAAAAUUUACGAAAGUAAUAGUGAUCUUAGUUUGUAGUUAAACAUAAUUUAUUUUGCACUGUGUCAUCAGGAGUCCAGUAGGAGAAUAUGGAUCAUUGCUUUUAAAUUGAUAUGCAUUUUUUAAUAUAUGGCUAGGUUUUAUUGCGCAUCCUUUGGCCAGGGAAGUACAGCUUUUAUUUUUCAUGGAAACCCUCGUGUUUGGGAUGGAAAAAUGCUUAAAAAAACAGUGAGGGGUAAUUCAGUUCUUUACAUUCUGUUGGAGGAUGAUCAGGUAUGU
Molecule: messenger RNA, 821 nt
Organism: Pocillopora meandrina
Lineage: Eukaryota; Metazoa; Cnidaria; Anthozoa; Scleractinia; Pocilloporidae
Source: the annotation of a GenBank genome assembly